AGGUCUCAGUGGCCCCAGAGGAUAGAGCCAACCCAGCAACCUCGGAGACCCCAGCGGCCCCCACAGCCUAAGGUUCCCCAGGAACCCCAGUGGCCUCAGCCCCAGGAACCCCAGGAACCUCAGCCCCAGGAACCCCAGGAACCCCAGGAACCUCAGCCCCAGGAACCCCAGGAACCCCAGUGGCCUCAGCCCCGGGAACCCCAGGAGCCCCUGUGGCCUCAACCCCAGGAACCCCAGGAACCCCAGUGGCCUCAGCCCCAGGAACCUCAGUGGCCUAGGCCCCAGCAGCCCCAGUGGCCUGGGCCCCAGCACUCCCAGGAGUCUGAAUACUCCCGGGAGUCUGAAGUUCCCCAGAGGCCCACGGUUCCCCAGGCUCCCCAGAGGCCCACGGCUCCCCAGAGGCCCACGGUUCCCCAGGCUCCCCAGAGGCCCACGGUUCCCCAGUGGGCCACGGUUCCCCAACAACCGCAGUGGGCCACGGUUCCCCAACAACCGCAGUGGCCCCAGCAACCGCAGUGGCUCCAGCAACCUCAACAACCGCAGUGGCCCCAGCAACCGCAGUGGCUCCAGCAACCUCAACAACCGCAGUGGCCCCAGCAACCUCAACAACCGCAGCGGCCCCAGCAACCGCAGUGGUCCCAGCAACCUCAACAACCGCAGUGGCCCCAGCAACUUCCACAACCGCAGAGGCCCCAGCAACUUCCACAACCGCAGAGGCCUCAACAACCGCAGAGGCCCCAGCAACCUCAACAACCGCAGUGGCCCCAGCAACCACAGUGGCUCCAGCAACCACAACAACCGCAGUGGCCCCAGCAACCUCAACAACCGCAGUGGCCCCAGCAACCUCGGUGGCCCCAGCUACUUCAGCAACCUCAGAUGCACCAGAACAGCCUGCAGCCUCGAAAACCUCAAGCGCCUGAGUGGGUUCAGUGGGCUGAGCAGUUCACCAACAUGCUGCAGGAUAGCCCUGACACUAAAUGUGCCGUAAAUAUCAACACAAGGGUAACGUGUGGAAUGCCUGAUAUUACAGCUGAGAAAUGCCAGGCCAUUGACUGCUGUCAUGAUGGACGUCAGUGCUACUACGGGAAAGCAGUGACUGUGCAGUGUACCAAAGAUGGGCAGUUUGUGCUGGUGGUUGCCAGGGAUUCCACCCUGCCUACCCUGGACCUGGAUUCCCUUCGCUUCCUGGGAGGAAACGACGCCCCCUGCAGUCCUGUUGAUGCCAAUUCAGCCUUUGCAAUCUUCCAGUUCCCUGUGACUGACUGUGGCACCACCAUGGCUGAGGAUGGCGGUUUUGUGAUCUAUGAGAACAACAUGUUGUCCACGUACAAUGUUGCUGUUGGCCCCAGAGGAUCCAUUACCAGGGACAGCCAUUUUGAACUACUGUUCCAGUGUCGCUACUCCAGCUUGUCCAUUGAGGCGGUGGUGGUGCAGGUGUUGCCGAUCCCUCCUCCGGCCUCCAUUGCUGCCAUGGGAACCCUGAAGGUGCAGCUCAGACUGGCUAAUGGAUAUUGCCACACCAAGGGGUGCUCGAUCGAGAGGGAGGCCUUCACCUCCUUCUACUCUGAGGCUAACUACCCCGUGACCAAGGUGCUGAGGGAGCCAGUGUAUGUGGAGGUUAACAUCGUGGGCCCCAAUGACCCCAGCCUCGUCCUGAUGCUGGACCGAUGCUGGGCCACCGCCGCUCCCAGCCCCCUCAGCAUGCCCCAGUGGGACCUCCUGCACAACGGGUGUCCCUACCAGGAUGACCGCUACCUGACCACCCCAGUCCCUGUGGAGGCGUUCUCUGACCUGCCGAACCCCAGUCACCACAAGCGCUUCAUCCUGAGGAUGUUUACCUUCGUGGACCACAACACUCUGGUCCCCCUGAAGGAUACGAUGUUCCUCCAUUGCACUGCGUCUGUGUGUCACAGCACCGCUCCUGGCUCCUGUGUUCAAUCAUGCAACAGGAAACGGAGGGAGGUGCCAGCAGGUCAGAAGGCUGGGAGCCAAGUUACUCUCGUAUCCAGUAGGGCAAUCAUUCUCCAGUGACUCCCCUGCAUGUUCAUCAGAAAUGUUUUAAAAGAAAUAAAAAUGAACACUUUGAAGCGAAUGUUUGAGUCAUGCUUUGUCUGCUUGCGAAGUGUGUUUUCUUGGAGAUGUUAAGACAUGCUAUUAAUGUUGAACCUUUUGACAGUUUGGGAGUGGCAGGAUGAUGAUGCCACUUCCUCCUAGACCCUCGCACGACAGUUUCCUGUUCCGAGGGCUGU
This is a messenger RNA of Hypomesus transpacificus, 2249 nucleotides long. Its product is annotated as zona pellucida sperm-binding protein 1-like. The annotation marks the transcript as partial. The record is from RefSeq and is a predicted model, not a curated record. NCBI's taxonomy places the organism in Eukaryota, Metazoa, Chordata, Actinopteri, Osmeriformes, Osmeridae. The transcript is spliced from 9 exons. Gene Ontology annotation, cellular component: egg coat. Gene Ontology annotation, biological process: binding of sperm to zona pellucida; prevention of polyspermy. Gene Ontology annotation, molecular function: structural constituent of egg coat; acrosin binding.